AUGUCUGAGCGAGAGAUUCUCAACAAUGCAGAAGGUUGGUGGUGGCAGUGGUCUCUGCAAGGUCCCGGAAAUUUCGCCUUCAAGGUAUUCUUCAUCGCUGCGCUUGUCUGUGCUGCCCUGUCAGCAAGUGCGGAAAUCUACGUCGACUCGUACGACAAGCACACCUUCCAGGUGUACGUAGCACAAGACGCUCAUAAAAAUCACUCCAACAGUCGAAAUAGCCGCCCUGCUCUCACAUACGAGACCCGAAGAGGUUUCUGGUUCCAGGAGGACAGGAUUUUGAGCCUUGACAACCAGGCAUGGGGACAUGUGACACUGAUAGGUCACCUUUAUUAUACGUCUCGCAAUCUCGUGGCUCACCAUUGUGAUCCCUCGAAUGGUGAGGCGUCCGCACUAACCACCCACGUAGUGGUGGCAAUGCUGCUAUGUGCCAUCUUCCUCCUUCUCCUCUCCCUCCUUCAUCUGGGGAUGUCACUGCGUAGAGGCUGUCCAAUGCUACUGAUGCUAACUCUGAGCUGCAACUGCCUUUUUACUGCUCUGGUGGUGCGACUUCUCCGCGGUCUUGAAAUGCACGCCUGUCUGACUGAGCAUUCGUGGCAAAGACUGCCUGCACCACGUCUGCAACUCAGAAAAAACAUCUCCAUCGUGUGCUUCCAGGAGACCGCCUGGAGUCUUGACACAGAGAGCGCCGGUGUUGAGUUUCUCUUCUUCCGAUUCAGUGGUCUCAUUCUCAUUCACAUUGCUACUGCACUCCUCUUUUUCUCUUGGGCUUUUGGUGACAAGCGGCUAACCGCAGGACACUGGUCCCUAGGGAGAAACGAGCUCGAACCCUCAUUGACUCAGUCUUCCCGAUCAGAGGGCCUAGUGGCAACGAUGGGAUGCGGUGUAACGUGUUCACAACUUCGUUCAUCCACCUCCGUCUUCAGACUCCUUGAUCGGAAAGACUGA
Molecule: messenger RNA, 948 nt
Organism: Echinococcus granulosus
Lineage: Eukaryota; Metazoa; Platyhelminthes; Cestoda; Cyclophyllidea; Taeniidae
Exons: 3
Coding region: 1-948 (315 amino acids)
Source: RefSeq, a predicted model, not a curated record